AUGGAUUCCGCGAGGGGCCCGGGGCGCGCCACGUGGGUGCUGGCCGGGAGCCUGCUGGCCGCUGCCCUGGCGCUGCCCUCGGAAUCCGGGAACCUAGGCCGGCUCCCCGAGGGCACUGGUCCCCGCCAGCACACCCUGGGCCCGCAGCCUCUGAGGGACCCCUCCACGGCUCCCGGGGCGGAGCCUGAGCGGACCGCCCAGGACUUACCCUUUGGGAUUUGGCCCAGUGUGAAAAACUCUCAUAUUACGACUCCAGAGGAGGCACCAUUUGGAAUGAAAUUCAGUAAGGAAAUUGAAGUCUUUAACCCACCCCUGGCUUCUGCAGCCUCUAGUGGACCACGGAUUCAUUCCGUUUUUGCUUUUACACACUCGUGGCCUAGGAAGACCUUGUUUAAAAGAGACUCUGCUGUAACACACCGCCUGUAUGGAGACAUUUCAAGAGACGUUCAAGGGACUUCUGAGAAUGGAGUCAUUUUUCAGAAAUGUGCAGUGGUGUCUGUGCAGGGUGAGUGGCCAUCAGCCCACGUGCUACUGUUUGUGAACAAUACCAGGACACCCACGGCUGCCAACCUCUCCGACCUGCUCUUACUGGACAACAUUACUGGCCUCACUGUUAGUGAGUCAGCUGGAAACCAGACCUCAAGAGGCUUCCAGGCUUUCAGGAAGAAGUUUCUGCAAGUUGGAGACUCCUUCUCUGUCAGCUACACAGCUUCGCUCGAGGCCAGAGACGUCGGGAGUGGAGACAUCCUGCUGCUUCCUGCCCAGCUCUCCUUCCAGAGUUCGUCACAGAACAGAACCCAGCUAAAAGCCCCCUUCUCCAUAACAGCAGAAGAAAAGAUCAUGGUUCUGCCGAACCACGGCCUCCACGCGGCAGGGUUCUGUGUGGCCUUCAUCCUCUCCCUGGUGCUGACCUGGGCUGCGCUCUUCUUCAUGGUUCGAUACCAGUGUGUGAAGGGAGGCAUGCUUACCAGACAUCAGGUUCAGCAUCACGGAAACAAGCUGGAGCACUCCCAGCUCACCUCAGCUGAUGGUGUGAAUGAGGAUCUCGCUCUCAAUGACCAAAUGAUAGACAUUCUGUCUUCUGAGGACCCUGGGAGCAUGCUUCAAGCCUUAGAACAAUUGGAAAUUGCAACCCUAAAUCGGGCAGACUCAGAUCUGGAAGCUUGUCGAACUCAAAUCAGCAAAGAUAUCAUUGCCCUUCUGCUGAAAAAUCUGACCAGCAGGGGCCAGCUCUCCCCUCAGGUGGAGAGGAGGAUGGGUGCUGUGUUCAAAAAGCAGUUUCUGUUGCUGGAGAAAGAAAUACAAGAGGAGUAUGAUCGGAAGAUGGUGGCUCUGACGGCUGAGUGUGACCUGGAAACAAGAAAGAAGACAGAAAGCCAGUACCAGAGGGAGAUGGCAGCCAUGGAGGAAGCAGAAGAGGUGCUGAAACGUGUCAGUGAGAGGUCUGCCCUUGAGUGCAGCAGCCUCCUGCGGACCCUCCAUGGCCUGGAGCAGGAACACCUGAGGAGGUCGCUGGCUCUGCAGCAGGAGGAGGACUUUGCCAAGGCCCACAGGCAGCUGGCCAUUUUCCAGAGGAAUGAACUGCACAGUAUCUUUUUUACCCAGAUAAAAAGUGCUAUUUUCAAAGGAGAGCUGAAGCCAGAGGCAGCAAAAAUGCUGCUGCAAGAUUACUCUAAAAUACAGGAGAGUGUCGAAGAGUUAAUGGACUUUUUCCAGGCUAGUAAGAGAUAUCAUCUCAGUAAAAGAUUUGGCCACAGAGAGUACCUGGUCCAGAACAUCCAGUCGUCAGAGACCCGUGUGCAAGGCCUGCUGAGCACUGCGUCUACUCAGCUGACCCUCCUCAUCCAGAAACACGAGAGAGCAGGCUACUUGGAUGAAGAUCAGAUGCAAGUACUCUUGGAGCGGGCUCAAACAGAAGUCUUUUCUAUAAAACAGAAGUUGGACAAUGACUUAAAGCAGGAGAAGAAAAAACUCCACCAAAAACUAAUAAUUAAGAGAAGAAGAGAGAUGCUGCAAAAGCACAAGGAACAGCGGAGGGAGCAGCUGUCCAUCGCCGAAGCCUCCGGGGCCGCCGAGGAUGCCGGCCAGUACCUGGACCAGUGGCGGGGCCUGAUGGCCGAGCACAGCGCCGCCCUGGAGGAGCUGCAGGAGCGCCUGGACCAGGCUGCCCUGGAUGAGCUCAGGGCGCUGACCCUCUCGCUGUCCGAGAAAGCCACAGAGGAGCUGCGGCGUCUGCAGAACUCAGGGAUGACCCAGGAGCUGCUCAAGCGUGGGGUGCCUUGGCUCUUCCUGCAGCAGAUCCUGGAGGAGCACGGCAGGGACCUGGCGGCCCGGGCCGAGCGGCUAGAGGGUGAGGAGAGGGACCGGGGCCAGGAGGGCGUCCAGAGCGUCAGGCAGAGACUGAAGGACGAUGCGCUGGAGGCCUCCACGGAGGAGCAGGCGGAGCUGAGACACUGGGAGCACUUGAUCUUCACGAAGCUCUGCUCCUCUGCCUUCUCCCUGUCCGAAGAGGAGCUGCUUGGGAUGAGGCAGGAAGUUCACGGCUGCUUCGCGCAAAUGGACAGGAGCUUGGCCCUCCCCAGAAUCCGGGCCCGAGUCCUGCUGCAGCGAUUCCAGACGGCUUGGCGAGAAGCAGAGUUCCUGAAGCUGGACCAGGCCGUGGCCGCCCCUGAGCUGCAGCCACAGUCCAAGGCCAGAAAGCCACGCUCCAAGAGCAGAAGCAAGAUAGACCUUUUGAAGAAAUGCAUUGAAGAUAAAAUUCAGCUGUUUGAGGAACAGGCUCCCGAAGACCUGGUUGAAAAGGUCCGAGGAGAGUUGCUUCGGGAGAGAGUGCAGCAGCUGGAAGCCCAAGAGGGACGCUUUGCCGAGUCCCUCGUCUCCCUGCAGUUCCAGAAGGCGGCCAGGAUGGCCAGGACCCUGUGGGCGUACACCGCCCUUCUGAGCAUCCAGGACCUGCUUCUGGAGGAGCUGAGCGCAUCAGAGACCCUGACCAAGUCAGCCUGCAUGCAGAUCCUGGAGUCACACAGCCCGGAGCUCCAGGAGCUGGAGAGGAAGCUGGAGGACCGGCUGGCACACCAGGAGGCGGCCCAGCUGCAGCGGGCCCUGGACAGUCGGCAGCAGUGGGCGGGCGAAGGACCUGGGCUUCUGCAGGAGCCGGAGGAGACAGAUUCUGAAAGGCAGGUCUCUGCUGUCCUGCGGCGAGCCCUGAGCAAGGGUCAGAAGCUACUGGAGCAUCACCAGCAGAGUUUGAGAGAGGAGCAAGAAGACAGUGUUGUGCUGGAAGAUUUGCUGGAGAAUAUGGAGACUGACACCUUUGUGACCCUAUACGGCCAGGAGCUGAGACUGGCGUCGUACCUGUCGAAGCUGACGAUGCUGCCAGGGGGCGCGCUGCACCGGCUUCUGACCGUGGCUCUGCCCACAGCCUCGCAGGCCGAGCUGCUGGCCGCGCUGGACUCCGCGGGCCAGAAGCAUCAAGACCACGCGGUGGAGAAUGAUGGCGGUGGGGUGCAGGCUGAUCUGGGAAGGAGAGGGAAACACCAGGGCUGGUGGCAAGCCUUAGAGAGCAAACUUCGAGGAGAACUGAUAGACAAAGGCUUAGAGAAGAUGCUCUGGGCCCAGAAGAGGAAGGAGAGCAUAUUAAAGAAGACGUGUCCCCCUCUCAGAGAAAGAGUGAUAGUCUCUGGAAAAGGAAGUUGGCCACACCUGUCCCUGGAGUCCAUUGACGAACUGACCCCAGUGUCCAUUGUAGGGGCAGAAGCCGUUGAUCUAUUAAACACGGGUGAAAAGCUCUUUAUCUUCAGAAAUCCAAAGGAGCCCGAGAUCUCACUGCACGUUCCUCCCAGGAAGAAAAAGAAGAACUUUCUGAACGCCAAGAAGGCUGCAUGGGCCUUGGGCAUGAACUAG
Messenger RNA from Rangifer tarandus platyrhynchus (Svalbard reindeer), 3903 nucleotides. The record is from the annotation of a GenBank genome assembly. NCBI's taxonomy places the organism in Eukaryota, Metazoa, Chordata, Mammalia, Artiodactyla, Cervidae.